Messenger RNA from Petromyzon marinus (sea lamprey), 5828 nucleotides. RefSeq lists its product as uncharacterized. The record is from RefSeq and is a predicted model, not a curated record. Gene Ontology annotation, biological process: bicellular tight junction assembly; actin filament organization; epithelial cell morphogenesis. Gene Ontology annotation, cellular component: actin filament; bicellular tight junction; adherens junction. NCBI's taxonomy places the organism in Eukaryota, Metazoa, Chordata, Hyperoartia, Petromyzontiformes, Petromyzontidae. Gene Ontology annotation, molecular function: actin filament binding.
CGCCACCAGUGGGGCGCGCCUAGGAGCACAUUCUUGCGCUGAUCCAGGUGUCCGACGCACAGCCACACGGCUGGGUUUGACUCCGGGAAGAAGCUCAUCCGACGGACGCCGCUGCCACCGCUGCCACCAUCGCCACUGCCGGCCCCAUGGCGUCCAUGAACCGUCACGCGGGCAGCGGCGAGGGCACCGGCUCCAUGAGGCGCCUCCCCGCGCGCUUCUCAACGCUCCCCUCGCUCCCUGGCGGCGGGCGGCUCAACGGAGGGCCCGGCGGGGGUGGCUCGGGCACCCUGGGGCGCCCGUGGGGGGCGACGACGGAGGGGGGCGCGAUGGGGAGCCCAGGGAACGGCCCGACGGCGAUGGAGGGGGGCGCGACGGAGAUGUCGCCGGGAGGCGGCGGGGGCCCCCUGUCGCCCACGGCGUACGACGUGCGCACCGAGACCUUCGAGCUGCCCAACAUCUGGAGCCUGUUCGCCUUCAGGAACGUGGGCAACGCCGGUGGAGAGCAGGUGCGUGCGCGAGGCCCCGCGGCCCUGCAGAGGAACGUGAGCUUCCACCGCUCCAGCUCGCGCUCGCGCGUGCCCGCGCCAUCCUCCUCGCGCGACACACUACGCAGCACCCUCGACACCACGCUGCGUCUCUUGCGGGGCGUGGGGCUCUCCGAUUUUGAGGAGCGGGAGUUCGAGGCGAGCAUCCAGGACCUGGCGAACCAGGUGCGAGAGAUAGAGGCCGAGGAGCGCGGAAACGUCGACAGCAAGCGUCAGCAGCAUCUGCUCGCCCGGAAGGAGAUGCUUUUGGUGAACCUCAUCCUCAUCCAGAACGACCUCCUGGGAUACAAGGCCCGCGUGCAGGGGCAGCGCUACAGCCAGAGCAGCGACGAGCAGGACUGGGUGUUUGAGGAGUCGACGUCGAAAGGGAGCGGAGGUGGAGGAGGAGGAGGAGGAGGAGGAGGUGGAGGAGUCGUGGAGCAGAGGACAAGCGAGAGCUGGAAACGUCGCGUGGAGAGACCGCCGACCACUUCGUACACCGCCAAUAACCACACGAUGAGAGGCCGGGCGAGCAAGGUGGAGGUGACGCAGACGGAGCCGCCGCGCCCCGCCAGGCGCCUGCCCUCCCCGGCCGCCCCCACGCCCCCCGAGCAGCACUCCGUGUCCCCCCUCGUGUCGCCUCCUCCGGUCGCUCCGCCACCCCAGCACCAGUUCCCCGUGUCCCCCGCGCCCCCCAGCCCGAAAACGCUGUCGCGGCAGCACGACGCGCUUCUCAGCCAGGAGAUGCAGCCGGUGAGCGAUCUGCUGGGAGAGCUGCGCGGGACGUCGAGCGAACUCUACAACUGCCUGGAGACCAACGUGCAGGGCCUGCGUACCAGGCUGAAAUCCCUGGACAGCCCAGCGAUAAAGAACGACGUCGACAACAUCGACCUGAAGAUCCCAGGAGGCACGUCCGACACGGUGCGCUUGCACCUGCGGGGACUGCUGGAGGUGAAAUCGUCCAUGGACAGGGCCAUGAAGCUGGUGAUGGGGACCUUCGGAGCGCUCACCAACGAGCUCGCCCGUCUGCAGGAUGACGUCCGGAGCUCGGAGAACGCUCGCUUACACCUGUCCGAGGAAGCCAUGAAGAAGGGGCAGCUCGCCGAGAAGUACUCCCAGCUGGCGAGCAACCUCCAGAAAAACAACCUGGAGCUGCAGCAAUCCCUGGCAUCCGGCACAGCUGAUUCGCUGAGCCUGCAGGAAAUGAAGCGAGCGUUGGAGGCGGCGCGGAGCGAGUGCGAGUCUCAGCAGCGUAAGACCGAGUCGGUGCUGCAGCAGCAGAGGCAGCAGCAGGAGCAGCACCAGGCACAGCUCAUGUCCCUGAAGUCGGAGAGGGAGUCUUCGAACCAGGCGUCGAUUGAGGAGAUGCGACGCCACUACGAGUCGCAGCUCGCUGACCAGGCCGCCGAGAGGGACAGGGAGGUGUCCAGCAUGAAGAUGAGGAUCGAGAGCUUCCAGCAGCAGAGCCAGAGCUCGAGCCAGGGCAGUGACCAGCGCCUGGCGGAGCUGCAGCGCACCAUCUCCCAGCAGGAACAGAUCAUCGCCACGCUCCGCGAGGAGAUGGAGAGGUUGAGGAUGUCCAUGAGCCAAAGGUCGACCAUGCAGUCGUCCACCGUGGUGAACACCGCCGCCAAGCGGGAGACGGAGUACCCGUACCUACGCCUGGUGCCCACGUACGGAGAGUGCGUGUACAGCAACUACUCCGUGCAGAACGCCGGACACCACGGAGAUAGCAGAGUCGCGAGCGAGAAGGCGACCAAGACCGUCCGAUUUGCGGAAUCCGAGAGAAUCUUCUAAGGGGGAAACGCACGGUGCCACGUCCACACGCGGGAGCGCAGACUCACCAGGAAACACCUUUCCCCAAUGGUCAGCAACCAGAAUAUCAACUUGGCAUGUAUGGGUAACCCUCUAAACACAACAACAACAACGGUUGCCGUUUGCCCGCUAAGUGGCGGGGAUGUCACCACGGCGUUUGUGCGAGGCUCGGUGCACUUUGAAGCCACCGCGUGAAGUGUCAAGGCUUGCUGUGGCAGACCCAUAACACCUGGGUCUGUUCUCAGGUGUUAAUGGGUUAAUUCUACACAUGGGCACACGCAGCUACGUACUCAAAUGCAUGCACACAUCCUCGCGCACACACUCACGCACGGAUGCACAGGUUGCUGGCCAAUGUCACUCUUCAACGUGCACAGAAGCACCGCAAUGCUUUUGGUGCAGGUUAAUUGGGUUUGGGUUUCUGAAUUUUCUUAAUUAUUGUUAUUAUUUAGCUUUUUGUACACUUUAAUGUGUUAACAAACAAAUAAUUCCUUUUUUUUAUUUGUUACUGUUUAGUAGUUUAGUCAAAGAAUAACAUCAUUUUGGGGAAACUGAAUGUCAGGUGAGUGGCGACGCAUUCAAUGGCACUUGGAUGAUCUCAGUUAGCUACGUACGGCGCGAAGGAAGCUCAACGUGACUUUACCGAAAGAACCAAGAAGAUGGGUAUAUACUUCUACACUCCCGCCAGCUCCACCGUCUCGUUCAUCCCAACCUCGGGGGUGGAGGGUUGGCACCGUAUUCCGACGCGGAGAGAACUCCGCACCCCCACGGCCUGCACAGUACCCAGUGGCACGAACCGCGAGUCCUGCUCCCCGUGAAUUACGCCAAUGCCUACACUGCACUCAUUGUUGGGGGGGGGGCAGGCUAUUUGACCAUACUUCACCACGCUGGUUCGUGCGGGUUGUCUAAAGGCAGGGGAGGCAUAGACGUGAGGGCACAGCAGCGGUACAAUUGAUGUUGCUGUGCCACCACACCUCUGGCUGCCCACACUCGGCAUAGCUCGUGAUAAAUGGCCCGGAAUGGGUGCCCGAUCUCAGCAGCUAAGCAGUAUGAGCCUGGCUAGCUCUAGGAUGAGUGACCGCCGUGCAUGAAACAGGCUGCAUUGUGGAGAUGCGUGUGACGUGACCAACGUGUGUUGAGAAAUACGUUAAUAAAUAAUACCGGCCCAUUCACUAAUUUUCAAGGUUAUUUUUAAAACCCACAUUUUCUACGUUCUUAAUCGCGUAAUGAAAGCCAUGCGUUUUUAGCGCUUUACUGAAUGAAUGAUCCUGUAAUAGAUAGAAUCAAGAAUUUGUACUACGAAUGCUGGUCACCUCACAGCCCAAGUCUUACAACAACUGGCAUUCAGUCUCCCACAAGAUUAUCCAAAGGCGGUGGUAGUUAUGCAAUGCCUAUAACCUAGUCUGGGAAAACUAGACGAAAGACCCAUGAUCAGGGGAGAGACAAUAACUGACCACACGUAGGAGGAGUGUCUUUAUACAGAUUGUCCUUGGCUAAAAACCAGGCUUACGUGGCUGUGGAGACCACUAUAGAGGACAUUGUUUGAGCUUUGACUUUGUAACCCUUUCGAGUACUUUUCAAGCUAGAUUUGAGAUGCAAUGGACAUUUUCCAAAAUGUCAGGGCCUAGCAUUAAAGACUGAGUAUAGGAGCUACCAGCAGCAUUCUUGAGGGCAUGAGAAAUGCUGGAGGCAUUGACGGUGGCAUGAAUUGAAGCCCCGUUAAUGAAAGGGGGGACACGUUGAGAUAUGAGUUUGAUGGGUAGAGAGUCAAGGAUAGAAAAUAUUUUUUUAAUCGAUUUGUAGAAUUAGUACAUGCUACUUUUUAGCAAAGUGGUUUGCCCACCCCUGUGCAGUAGCGCACUAUGAUGAGCUACAAAGUCUGAACACGAUUCAGCAUUUGCUUACUUGUAUCUCUCUUCCACUAUAGACUUGAGUUUCGACAGAGCAGAGCCAGCCAGGCUGUUUUUUUCCAUGGUAGAAUCCGAGCCGCGCUGUUGACGUCACACGCAAUUGACUAUGUUGAGACGCAUGUAGAUGACCCGGUGACACUGUCCUCACAGUGUACUAACUGACGUCACACACGAUGAACAAAUCAUUUGCCCUGGCCUUGCUUGGCCAUGAGCCAGAUUAAUAAAGUGUACUUAACUCGGUGAGAGCAAGAGGCCAGAAUGAGUCUCAUUUGCAACCAUGAACUGAGGGAAUCAUUCUGCCAAAAGGGAGCGAUGAUCCCUUUGCAUCGUUCCAAAUGAGUUACUUGCGGGUAAUUUUUGGCAUUUCGCAGAUUUGGACCCUAAUGCCCACACACAUUUGGCCAUUCUUGUGACUCGCAUCAAGGGAUACUCAACGUCCACUUCAGCAGACAGCAUGGUAUUCUUCCGUUUGUUACACCGGCAUUAUAAUAAUCGGGGCGGCUGAUUGAUCCAAACCACGAAUCUCUGCAACAAGCGGCGAACGAGCUACUGUAAGGGGCCACGUCCAUCGCAUCACGUUCCUUAAGAAUGUAUCGUGAGGCCCGCGUACCGCUGCUCGGUUCUGGCUCUGCUCUGCAAAUGGCUAGUGGAAAAACCAUCCAAUAUGGCGGCCGACUAAUAUCGCUAGUGGAAAGAGGGGUAUGGUAAUUAACUCUGGGUUUUGUACACGGGUGGUGAGGAAAGUGGUUUAAGUAUGUGUACACGCGCGCGCUCGUUACGCUCCGCUUUAGUACUUGCACGUGCACGCUGCAUGCCUGGCGAGGUGGAGGUUCGAUGAGUUUGUAAGGGAGGAGUCGGGGUGUUUUCCAUCCAUUGGCAGUGAUUGUGAACAGGCUGUUCAUGUAACUUGGCCAAAAUAAACACAAGUCUGCAUGCAUCUUUAAUUAGCCUGCUCUUCAUUUACUUGACCACUACAGUUCCCAAUGCUAGCGGCCUGCGUACGAACAGUGAGAACUGGGAACUGUUAGGACGGCGGAUGACGUUCCAUUGAAGUCUCAGCAUGAAUCCAAGUCGACUAAGUGGGCUCAGGGGGCUCGUACCAUGUACUGCAGCUCCCAAGACGUCUCUUUGGCACCCUGAACCCUGUGGCCUCACGGCAGGUGCUGGAGUUGGCUCCACUUUCACUGUGGCAGCACGUCGUGGCAAGCGGACCCUCCCAGGCGUGCUCGGGUAUGGCACGAAUACAACUCACUCGGGUCGCCACCAAGUGGCGAAGUGACUACAUUAUCAGUGGUGGAGUAUCGACAUUAUCUGCUCAGGGGGUGCGGCAAUCAGUCUGGUUGGGGCCCCAAUAUCUGAUUCGUCACGCACGGUCUCACCCAGGCUAUGAAAUAUCGCAGACUCCUCUUGCCUACUAAUGACGUCGUCGUUACACUCACGGUCUCGAACAUUUAUUGCUGUAGGGGCGCUCCGCUUUCGCACAAUGAAACCGCGACUACAGCUCCACAGUAACAUCUUUGCCAUAUUAUGUUACCGCUCUAAUUACAUUCAACUAAAACGAGGAAAGUACAUGAAAUUAUUU